Messenger RNA from Macrosiphum euphorbiae (potato aphid), 390 nucleotides. The record is from the annotation of a GenBank genome assembly. Lineage: Eukaryota; Metazoa; Arthropoda; Insecta; Hemiptera; Aphididae.
AUGUGGACCAAACUGAGGAACUGCCACAGAGAUGCUUUACGAAGGCAAAAAAAAAUGUUUAAAGGUGGAGCUAGAGCUGAGACAGUUAGACAGUGGAAAUUAAAGAAACAAAUGGAGUUUUUGUUGCCAUACAUGGAGAACAGAAAGCGAAGUGGCAAUAUAGUUGACAGUGAUGAUGAACAAUCCGACAAUGCAGACACUGAAGUUAGUCAAAUUUUAGAGACACCGCAGACACCAAUCUUGGAGAAUAAUUAUGAACUGGAAGAAGAUAAUGAAGUGCGCAGCAACAAGGAACGAGAAGAUUCUUUUGAAAAAUUAAAAGAUACUCCUUCGUCAGCUGGAAGGAAAUUUACUUUCAAAGAACCACAGAAAAAAAUGAAAAAAAAAUGA